GCAUCCCCGCUAUGUGCCGCUACGACGCCGCUCCGAGCGCGGGGCGCGGAGGCGGCUGAGGCGAGGGCCCGCUCUUCCCGCCGCUCCUCGCGCACCUGGCCGCCAGGUGAGGCCGAGGGCGGGGCGGCGCGCAGGCGCAGGGGGCGCGCACCUGGCUGCCACGAGCGGAAGGCGCCGCCACAGCCCCGUGCGCCGUGGGCGGCCUCCGGCCGGGGCGGGCACCGCGCUUCCCUCCGCCGGCAGCCGCUCGUCCGGGAGACCCUUCUCCCGCCGGACCAGGUAUUAUAUUUUCAAGAUAUGCUGUAAAAUAGUGUUAAAGAACAUCAUUCAGAGAAGCUUUUGUUUUGAAAUAAACUCUUAGAACUAGAAUGGCUUUGAAAAUAAUGCCUAAACUAUUCAAGAAAUUAUUUUUUCACUGGAAACUUUGGAAAUUUAGCAUUAUUGUGUUUGUCUUUCUAGUAUUUUUAUUUUUAUUGCAACGAGAAGUUGGUGUCCAAGAUUUUAGAGAUGAAGGAGGGAUUGAGCCAGCUGUCAGAAAGAAAAGUCAUGUAUUAGGUCUUGUGUUAAAUGCUAUGAACAGUAUCAAUGGUGCAAAGCCAAAAAUGCAGAUAAAGGCACCUGUACGGCAAACUAAGGUUCCUGGAGAGAGACGCUGUUUGCCAGGACACUACACUGCGAUGGAACUAAAACCCUUUCUAGAUCGACCCCUUCAAGAUCCUAAUGCUCCUGGAGCUUCUGGUAAAGCAUUUAAAACCAUCAACUUAAAUCCAGAAGAGCAGAAAGAAAAAGAGCGUGGAGAAGAAAAGCACUGUUUCAAUGCAUUUGCAAGUGAUAGGAUUUCGUUACACCGAGAUCUUGGACCAGACACUCGACCUCCUGAAUGCAUUGAACAAAAGUUCAAGCGUUGCCCACCAUUGCCAACCACAAGUGUUAUAAUAGUUUUUCAUAAUGAAGCGUGGUCCACUCUGCUCAGAACUGUUCACAGCGUGAUGUACACUUCUCCUGCCAUACUGCUAAAGGAAAUUAUUUUGGUGGAUGAUGCCAGUGUUGAUGAAUACUUGCAUGAUAAACUCGAUGAGUAUGUGAAGCAAUUUCAGAUCGUUAAAGUAGUCCGUCAAAAGGAAAGAAAAGGUCUAAUCACUGCACGGUUAUUGGGAGCUUCAGUAGCAACAGGGGAGACCCUCACCUUUCUGGAUGCUCAUUGUGAAUGCUUCUAUGGCUGGUUAGAACCAUUGUUGGCAAGAAUAGCUGAGAACUCUGUUGCUGUUGUAAGCCCUGAUAUUGCUUCCAUAGAUCUCAAUACUUUUGAAUUUAGUAAGCCAUCUCCUUAUGGGCAUAACCACAAUAGAGGAAACUUUGACUGGAGUUUGUCGUUUGGAUGGGAGUCUCUUCCUCAAUAUGAAAAUAAAAGAAGAAAAGAUGAAACCUAUCCAAUUAGAACACCUACUUUUGCUGGAGGUCUCUUUUCAAUAUCAAAAGAGUAUUUUGAACACAUUGGAAGCUAUGAUGAUGAAAUGGAAAUAUGGGGAGGUGAAAAUAUAGAAAUGUCUUUCAGAGUAUGGCAAUGUGGUGGACAGUUGGAGAUCAUGCCUUGCUCUGUUGUUGGCCAUGUCUUUCGCAGCAAGAGUCCCCAUACUUUCCCAAAAGGUACUCAAGUGAUCACACGUAAUCAAGUCCGCCUUGCAGAAGUCUGGAUGGAUGAAUAUAAAGAAAUUUUUUACCGAAGAAACACAGAGGCAGCAAAAAUAGUGAAACAAAAAACAUUCGGAGACAUCUCAAAAAGACUCAACUUAAGGCAGCGUUUGCAGUGUAAAAAUUUUACCUGGUAUCUCAAUAACGUUUAUCCAGAAGUAUAUGUUCCAGACCUAAAUCCUUUGUUUUCUGGAUAUCUAAAAAAUGUAGGUAACCACAUGUGUCUGGAUGCUGGUGAAAACAACCAUGGUGGCAAACCAUUGAUUAUGUAUUCUUGUCAUGGACUUGGAGGAAAUCAGUACUUUGAGUAUUCUGCACACCAUGAAAUUCGCCAUAACGUUCAGAAGGAGCUUUGUCUGCAUGCUUCCAGAGGACCUGUGCAGCUUUGUGAAUGUAGCUACAAAGGCCAGAAGAUCUUUGCCUUUGGAGAAGAGGAAUGGCAGCAUCAAAAGGAUCAAACUCUGUACAGUCCAGCACUACGUAUGUGCCUUACAGGAAAUGGAGAGCAUCCAAGUUUGGUUUCCUGCAACCCAUCAGACCCCUUCCAGAAGUGGAUCUUUGGCCACAACAAUUAAGAUUUGCUAUCUGUAGACAGGAGCAUCUUAUUAAAAGAACAGUUCUAUUUCUGAACAGAGACUGUAUGUCUAUGCUGUUUUAAAGGGAUGCAUACUUCAAAUGCAGAAUUUUUAUUCCUUUUCUUUACUAUGUGAAUUGGAUAUAAAAUGUGUAGUCAGAGAUUCCCUAGGAGUCUGUUACACCAAAGAAUGUUUGAGGUCCCAAUUAAGGAAAAUGUUUACAAUAUUUGCAUGAUAAGACUCUGUGUUAACCAUUGAUUCGUAGAGCCUGUAGUCCCUUUUCACCCUGGGGACUAUGUGUAUAUUGGUUUACCACAUGCUGUAAGUACUUCUGAAGACAGCCAGUUUACUUUGUAGAGUUAGGAGAAAGUGUUGUGUACCAUCUGAAAGCCAAAAGGCUCCUGUGUGUGUGUGUGAGACUGUGUGCGUGCGUGCGUGUGUCUUCAUGCUCAAUUGACUGACUUCAUGUAAUUUUUUUUACAUUGUUUAUUUCACUAAGUGAAAUUUUCUAUUUUUUUUUUAAAUUCCCUCAUUUGAAAAAGAACCAAAGAGGCUCCCAUACCGUGCUGUUGUGCCUCUAGCAAAACAACACCUUUGUUGUAGAAAAAAACCCUAAUUCUUACUGAAAUAUGUUAUUUAUAUGUAAUUAUUUAAAUGGAAAACCUGCCUACUCUGACGUGAAUCUCCUUUUGUUUAGCCCAAAUUCUACAGUUUAUGAUGUUGUGAAGUUUAAAAUGUAUGGCAGUUACAUUGUUAGAUAUUCUCAGCUUUUUGAUACUGCUUUUAAAUUACUAAUGUGUUUUCUUUUCACUUUCCAGUGAUUUAUGCAGUGUUAACCCAGCACGUUUCAAAUCUUAUAUGUACGUCAUUUCCUGUGCAAACACCUCAAUACUGAGUUGUUUUUUUGUUUUAAUUGUUCUCUGAUGUUUCCACUUUUCGAAGGACUGACCUCACUUCUAACAGUGAGAGGUUGGCUUUCCAAUUUUAAUGAAACAGUGUAUUCUUGUAAGGAUCCAAAAAUGUACGUUAAUAGAUGAUGUAGAGCUCUGACUUCAGAAAUAGCCUUCCUUUAAAUAAGUAUUUUAAAAAUAUUUAUUUCUUUGGUUCUUUUACUGGAUGCACACUUGUUAAGCACUACUCCGUUAGCCUUCAUUGCAGUCGCCAACCAUGCCCACCUUCUGACUGUGACUAUUCCAGGCCUUCUUUAAUAAAGGUAACUGUACAAAAAUGUCCUUUUAAAGAACAGAGAUUUACUCUCACUUGAAAAUGUUUACUUCAGGGUAUGAAUGUGAGAUUAAUGAUCACCCCAACUUAAAGCAUCUAAGAUCGUGUAAAAAUUGCACUUUAACAAGGUAAACUAUUGCAUAAUAAACUUUGUUCUCUGAUUUGGAGGAGACAUGGCUGGUUGCUUUGAAUUGCAAAGGUUUUUAAAUAACCUUUAAUUUGCAUGUUUUAUGAUGUGAGGGGGAGAAAUUACUAUAAAAUUAAUAAUUUUGUAGUAAGGCAGCAGCAAAAUAAAUGUAAGGGAAAUACUUAAAAGGAACCUGAAAGUGCCAGUUUUAUUACUUAGUAGGUUUGGGAAACAUCAAAGGUAGAAAGGUUGUUAGGCUUUGCAGCUUAUCGAAAGAACUGCAUUGAACAGCUGUAUUCAGAUGGAAGAGGAGGUUUAAAACCAACCAGCUUGCUUUUUAUUAAUGAACUCUUUAACAAUGCGAAUCACAAGAAACGUGCAAAUAACAUGAAACAAUAAGAUCGGGCCUAGUAAUGCAGUAUUUUAUGAAAUACUUAGUAUUUCCUUCAAAAACUACACUGAUAAGGCAAGGGAGAUUAAGGAAAAGAUCAUGGUUGCUGCAGGGAAAAAAAAAAGAUCAAAUACAGAGCUGAGACUAAUAACAAAGGAGGGAAAUAUACAAAAAUACAUAAAUUUCAAAUUUGUCCUGGUAAAUAACAAAUAUCAUUAAGGAGAAAUGCUUAUUUAUCUGUAGGAUCUGGUUAAUGGAUGGAUGUGGUGAGUUGUUGUUUUCUAGUGGGGGAAGGGAGCCUGUUUUGCUUUAUUUCAGAAUACUGGAAAAAAAUGAGUUCGGCAUCUGAAGAAACACAAGAAGAAAUGCUUUUCUCCUGAAGGUUUACAGCAGAAAACAGUUGGGGAUUAUUGAGAAGCUGACUAAAGACUGUUUUUAACUAUGUCUGAUUUCUUGAGCAAAAGAAAUGAGCAGAUUUAUAAACAGCAGUAGAAGGCACAAAGGGUCAGAAGCAGAUGCUCUCAUUGGUAUAACUUACUGCAUCUUUUUCUUGAGGAAAAUAUGAACCAGAACAGCAUCACACCAGACACUGAGGAAAAUAAUUCCAUCCCAGCUGAAACUAAGACCCUGUUGGUAACUAUACAGGGGAGGAAUGAGAAUCAUGCAGUACUCCCGAAGGAGUGGAGCCAUAGCUGUUGAAGAAGGCUUGAUUUGAGGCACAGGCAGCUCAGGCUUACUCCUGGAAGGAUGAAGCAGAUCCCAGAUGUGCUCUGAGGGUGGGUGACUCAAAGUAGCUUCUGCUCUCUCACCAACAUAAAGUCCUGCUGACCCAAUCCUUUGUGACUCCGCCUGGACACAGCACUGUUACCUGCACUGGGACUUUGCCAGCUCAAUAUACCCUCAGGAUUGUCUGCCAGUCUACGUAAACAAGGUUAUUACACUGGAAUGCAGUUUAACUUCAAAGAUGGACUUUACUAAGAUCCAGGGACUGGAUCCUGAUACAGACCGGGAAGGAGACAAAGCUGCAACCUGACUGGGAAGGACCAUUCCAAGUACUUCUAACUACUGAAACAGACUGAAACAGCUGUGAGGAUGGCUGAGAAAGGAUGGACUCACUACACUUGGGUAAAGGCAUCCACUAGCCCUAAGGUGUGGGAAGCUGUUGCCACAGAAGAACCUUUAAAGGGUUUCUCAAGAGACAGAGGCUUGCAUCACCAUUUGUUUCCUCCUGACUGCACUGCUGUACUUCAGAUCAUCUUUGGCUCAGCAGUCAUAAGGUCAGGAAAAACCUUCUAAACAUCAGAUUGUUGAGCAGCCGAGAGAUCUGGUCUCCAACAGUGGGAAGCUUUGAGUGACUCCCUGUUGUCCUGCAGCCCGCAGUCUGCUAACGCACAAGUUCCUAAUGAUUAUAAAGGCUGUGUAGCCAGGUUGCCUCCAAGCAAAAUGUCAGAAGCUGUUGGAAGAGAGGAAGGAGAGAAGAGCAUGGACAACUUAGGCUGCCAGGGCUGCAACAAGUGGAUGUCAAAUCUGCUCGGAGUUGGAAUAUGAAAUCAUACAGCAAGAACAGUAUAAUGGUCUGCUAGGUUAUUUUACGGGGUUCUGCACUUCAGAUAUUCCAGCUAGUUCUCUGUCUCCAGAGUAGAACUUUAGUGGUUUGCAGAAAAAGAGACUGAGUAUGCAAAUGUCAUUGGAAAUAAGAGACAAGAAACACUGAAGGCAACCGUGAGAUACUAAGAACAAGUUAGAAGAGA
Coturnix japonica (Japanese quail) is the source of this 5760-nucleotide messenger RNA. Lineage: Eukaryota; Metazoa; Chordata; Aves; Galliformes; Phasianidae. The record is from RefSeq and is a predicted model, not a curated record.